AAGACUAUUUAAUCCUAUGGCGCCAGGGAAGAAAUAGCACAUUGUUCUGAUCCUUUGGUGGGCUACAAUAACCUCGCUACUUAUCACAGCUCCUGUGCUUGAAGAUGACGUCCAACAGGAAAAUGAAACGCACGGAUCUGGCUUCAGAGAACAUAAUGAGCUUUUUUGCUGGAGGGACCACAGAAGGAAGAUCGGAACGUAGAACACUCCAAGUCCUACAGCCCUCUGCAGUAAAUGGGAAUCUUGGAAGAGUACGAGAGCUGGGAAAGGCCGUUCCAAAAAGAAAAAUGUGGGGAGCCGAACAAGCAAAGGGCUCGAAGAGGGUUAAAGCUGAAGUCGCUGUGCUGAAGGAGGACGUUGAAAACGAGAACCAGUCUGAGGGGAUAACUAAACAGGCUUAUGAGCUGUUGGUCAAAGAAACUCCACCGUCCACAUACUGGAAGGAGGUUGCAGAGGAGAGGCGGAAAGCCUUGUAUAAUGUUCUGCAGGAGAACGAGAAGUUGCACAAAGCCAUCGACUCGAAAGACGAAGAGAUCUCCCUGCUGCGGAGUGAGAACGAGGAGCUGCAGGAGUUGGCCCAACACGUCCAACACAUGGCGGACAUGAUCGAGAGGUUAACUGGGAAGAGUCCUGAGAGCUUGGAAGAUGUUCGAGAGCUCUCCUUUCAGGCAAAGGAGGAUGAGGAGGAGGAUCCUGAGGAGGAAGAUGAUGGUGAAGAUGAGUUGAGCAGUGAUGAAGAGGAUGACUCUGAAUGGGAGGAGGAAGAAGAUGAGGAUGACUGUGACAACAAUGAAGACAAAAAUGGAGAUGAAGAUCAAUAAGCUGGUGGCAAUACAAACUUUGUCCUAGGACUGGACUCCAUGGAGACUAAUUUAAAACAUUUUUGAAGGACCACUGAGCCUUUUGGCUUCAUAUUGCCCCAAAGCAUUUUCCUGUUAUGUACAGUGAAUUUAUUUUUUAUUUACAUUGUGCUCCCCUCACUGCCAUGGGUAAAAUAAUGCCAUUUCAGUUCCUUUCUCGUGGAUUAAAUUUCACAAUUGCCUUUUUUUUUUUACUUGGUUAGGAGUUAGCCCUUGGUCUUACUUGAUCUAAAAUUUAAACUAGGGGCAUUAAAGUGUCUUGUUUACUCAUUUGACUACUGUUCCAAUACUUGGUAGGGUUUGAUAAGUCAAACUUCAAUUGUGCAGUUUUAAUGCAUGCUACCUGUACAUAUGUAAUCUAGAGGACUGUACUGUAAUUAAACUCCCUUAUUUUUACAAA
Messenger RNA from Conger conger (European conger), 1260 nucleotides. RefSeq names its product geminin DNA replication inhibitor (gene gmnn). The transcript has 7 exons. The coding region runs from base 105 to 821 and encodes 238 amino acids. The record is from RefSeq and is a predicted model, not a curated record. Gene Ontology annotation, cellular component: nucleus. Gene Ontology annotation, biological process: negative regulation of cell cycle; negative regulation of DNA replication. NCBI's taxonomy places the organism in Eukaryota, Metazoa, Chordata, Actinopteri, Anguilliformes, Congridae.